Elephantulus edwardii (Cape elephant shrew) is the source of this 1568-nucleotide messenger RNA. It is a transcript of the gene CDK5R1, whose product is annotated as cyclin-dependent kinase 5, regulatory subunit 1 (p35). Gene Ontology annotation, biological process: positive regulation of cyclin-dependent protein serine/threonine kinase activity; activation of protein kinase activity; brain development. Lineage: Eukaryota; Metazoa; Chordata; Mammalia; Macroscelidea; Macroscelididae. The transcript has a single exon. Bases 127 to 1050 code for a protein of 307 amino acids. Gene Ontology annotation, cellular component: protein kinase 5 complex; cytoplasm. Gene Ontology annotation, molecular function: protein kinase binding; cyclin-dependent protein serine/threonine kinase activator activity. The record is from RefSeq and is a predicted model, not a curated record.
CGAAGGGGCCAGCAGCGCCCCCGUCUUCUCCCCGGGCCGCCGCGGGCUCCGUGAGCUGCUUCCUCCCUCGGGCGGGCAGGCUGGGCGCGCAGGGGCGCGGGCCCCCGCCGGGCGCGCAGCGGCACCAUGGGCACGGUGCUGUCCCUGUCCCCCAGCUACCGGAAGGCCACGCUCUUUGAGGAUGGGGCGGCCACGGUGGGCCACUACACGGCCGUACAGAACAGCAAGAACGCCAAGGACAAGAACCUGAAGAGACACUCCAUCAUCUCCGUGCUGCCCUGGAAGAGGAUCGUGGCCGUGUCGGCCAAGAAGAAGAACUCCAAGAAGGUGCAGCCCAACAGCAGCUACCAGAACAACAUCACGCACCUCAACAAUGAGAACCUGAAGAAGUCACUGUCGUGUGCCAACCUGUCCACGUUCGCUCAUCCCCCGCCGGCCCAGCCACCCGCCCCCCCUACCAGCCAGCUCUCGGGCUCCCAGACCGGGGUCUCCUCCUCCGUCAAGAAGGCCCCGCACCCUGCCGUCACCUCCGCGGGGACCCCCAAACGGGUCAUAGUCCAGGCGUCCACCAGCGAGCUGCUGCGCUGCCUGGGCGAGUUCCUCUGCCGCCGGUGCUACCGCCUGAAGCACUUGUCCCCCACGGACCCCGUGCUCUGGCUGCGCAGCGUGGACCGCUCGCUGCUCCUGCAGGGCUGGCAGGACCAGGGCUUCAUCACGCCGGCCAACGUGGUCUUCCUCUACAUGCUGUGCAGGGAUGUCAUCUCCUCCGAGGUGGGCUCGGACCACGAGCUCCAGGCCGUCCUGCUGACCUGUCUGUACCUCUCCUACUCCUACAUGGGUAACGAGAUCUCCUACCCGCUCAAGCCCUUCCUGGUGGAGAGCUGCAAGGAGGCCUUUUGGGACCGCUGCCUCUCGGUCAUCAACCUCAUGAGCUCCAAAAUGCUGCAGAUCAACGCCGACCCGCACUACUUCACACAGGUGUUCUCCGACCUCAAGAACGAGAGCGGCCAGGAGGACAAGAAGAGGCUGCUGCUGGGACUCGAUCGGUGAGCCCCGGGGCCUCGGCCUGGCGCAAGGAUUCAGUCCAUUUUUAAAGAUUUAUUAUACAACCAAUCAGUUUUGUGUACAGUAUGUGUCUAGCAAAGCCAAGCCACCAAGGGCGCCCCCCCUUCACACUUUCUCUCCUUGGGGUUUGUGCUUUUUUUUUUUCAGCCCCGACAAGCUACUCGGGGCACUUCUGAACCUGUGAACUGUGUGCAAAACCCCGAAGAUGUUUUCAGAGUCUCCUAGGCCGCUGCCUCUUUCUUUGGGGAUCCCAGAGGACCGACCCAUCUCUGCCACCUGUGCCCUGGCUGGCGAACCUGCCCGCUGCCCCCUGGAUGGGGCUGGAGAGAGCCUGUGGCCAGCAAGCCCAGGGAGGAAUUGGAGUUUCCAGCUGGGGCCUCGGUUCUGGCUCCUGUUUGGGGUUGUUGGUUGUCAGAGGCUGCUGGAACCAGGCAGGCGGAGGAGCCGCACGUGGGGACGAGGCCAGGUCUGCAACCACCUUGGAGCAACGUCCCACACGCUUG